Messenger RNA from Amborella trichopoda, 2125 nucleotides. RefSeq names its product TRICHOME BIREFRINGENCE-LIKE 6 (gene TBL6). Gene Ontology annotation, cellular component: Golgi apparatus. Lineage: Eukaryota; Viridiplantae; Streptophyta; Magnoliopsida; Amborellales; Amborellaceae. Gene Ontology annotation, molecular function: O-acetyltransferase activity. The record is from RefSeq and is a predicted model, not a curated record.
AUUGAUCACUUUCCUCUUCUUCCUCACAUGUCCGGACCGAACCAGGCACCAUUUUAGGGAACUUUCCAGAUAUAGUAAUCAAGAAUGGGGGUGAGUUUUUUCUUUUCUGGUUUUUUUUGGAAACUGCUUACCCGUUUUAAGAUGGUCGAUCACUCCUUUGCAAAAUGCUAAUGGUGUUUUUGUUCCUAUAAUUAUUUUCAUUUCUGUUAAAAUAUAGCAGGAGCAUGGUGUUGUAGCUUUCAUCUCAAACCCAAUAAACCCAUCUGCUUCCCUGUUCACCAAUUAUCAAUGGUUGUGCCUUGAACAUCAGAUGCUGUUUUUUUCAGACCCUUAGAUCCUCGAAGUCACCAUUUUAGAAUUUUUUACUAUAGCCAAAAGCCAUUAGAAGCCCUAGAUAUGGAGUUUCAGGUAGGUUCUGAAUUUAUUCUAGACUCAUUUUCAUGGCCCCCAAUAUUUUGCUAUUUAUAGAAACUUCUUAGCUUGGGUGUAGCUUCACUUCUGUAGAUUUCAACCCAACCCAAUUUCACCAAGCUGAGAAAUUGCCAUCAUUAUGUGAAAAAAGCACCAUUUCUAGUUUUUUGCUUUUCUUUUUUUGGUUUUUGCAGAAAUGGGAAUGGAGCGCCAAAGGAGCUUCUCCUUAAAGCCGUCACAUUUCUUGGUUUUCUCCUUCAUUUUCACCUCAUCUCUCCUACUGUUAUUCUUCUUUAAGAUCCACUUGGACUAUUCAUCCCAAAGUUCUCGCAGUUUUACACAUUAUAACGCUUCCUCUCUAAGCUCUUUUCAGAUUGAAACCUCCCAAGUUCGGAUUUUUACCAUUUCUAGUAAGAAUUUCUCUGUUGUACAAAUGCAAACUCCCAAAUUGCCUGAGACCCAAGUUUUGAAAUCUGCGGUUUUCAAGUUUAAUCAGAAAAACACGAAUUUAUCAACCGGAUUUAAUGGAUCAAAUUCAUCAGUUAAUAGAAAGAGUGAAAUUAAUGGCUCAACUUCAUCUGGUACUAGAGAUGGUGAGGUUUCUCAAAAGAAAGCUUCAUCUGGUACUAGAGAUGGGGAAAUCAAGGGUGAGAAAGAGUGUGAUAUAUACACUGGGAAGUGGGUUUUUGAUGAGACAUAUCCUCUGUAUUCAACUGCAUCAUGCCCAUUUAUAGAUGACGGUUUCAACUGUGAGGCAAAUGGCAGGCCAGAUAGGGACUAUAUGAAGUGGAGAUGGCAACCACGUGGCUGCUCCAUCCCAAGGUUUAGUGCAGUGAAUAUGUUGAAACUAUUAAGAGGGAAGAGACUGGUUUUUGUUGGAGAUUCAAUAAACCGAAACCAAUGGGAAUCAAUGCUGUGUCUGUUAAGAAGUUCAAUCCCCGAUCCAAAACGGGUUUUUGAGGCACGAGGGAGGAAGAUCACCAAGGAGAAGGGCAUUUACAACUUCAAGUUUGUGGAUUAUGGAUGUAGUGUGGAAUACUAUGUUACACAUUUCCUAGUUCAUGAGAGUAAGGCCAGAGUUGGACCCAAAAGGGUGCAGACGCUUCGAAUUGACACAAUUGACCGUGGCUCAUCGAGGUGGAAGAAGGCUGACAUUCUCGUCUUCAACACAGCCCAUUGGUGGACACAUACAAAGACUAAAGCUGGGGUGAAUUAUUACCAAGAAGGCGAUCAAGUUCAUCACCACCUCGAUGUCUUAACUGCUUAUAGAAGAGCUUUGAUGACUUGGGCAUCUUGGGUUGAUAGGCAUGCCAUCCCGGGCAAGACUCAAGUUUUCUUUAGAACUUCAGCACCUUCUCAUUUCAGUGGUGGCCAAUGGAAUGCUGGAGGCCAUUGCAAUGGAGAAACCCAACCCCUCCGAAACUACACCAAUGGUGAGUUUGCUGAAAAGUUGAGACUAACUGAAGAGGUAAUAAAAGAAAUGAGAACCCCUGUAACUGUAUUGAAUAUAACUGACAUAUCAGGGCUCCGGGUGGAUGGCCAUCCUUCUGUAUAUGGCAGAAAACCAGGGGUAUCCCCCUCAUCAAGUGUUCAGGAUUGCAGCCAUUGGUGUCUUCCAGGUGUUCCUGAUACUUGGAACGAAUUGUUGUAUUUUUUGUUGGUUUCGAAACGGAGGGAAGUUUCCACAAAGUAAAAUGGGAUCCAUCAUUCUUUA